AUGAGUCCGACUGGCCUCGCGAUAGCGGGGUUGGCGAAAGGGUGGCUUCGCGUGGCAAGCACGGAUUGGACGGCCAGCGCAAGCAGUCUUCACGUGGCGAUUCUCAACGCGAGGGUGAUGGUUCGGACAUGUCGAGAAGGCGGAAGCGAUACAGCUAUCAGGAGUUCAACCCUCCCACCUCCCGUGCGCCUAGUCUCGCCCGAACCACCCCUCCCCCGGCACCUCCCCCCAACCGGGGACAACGCGGACAGGGACCCUAGCAGCAAUCCGUACUACGUCCCUGGUGCUACUUACUACGAUAGCUUUCAAGCUCCCAGCGCGGAGAAGCGGAAACCUGCGGAGGAACGGCGGCAGCGCGGGAAAACGCGGACUGGUGAGGAUGCGGAUGUAGCUAGGCGUGGCGGCGGUAGUAGCAGCGGUGGUGUUGGGCCGAGCAGCAGAGGGGGGGUUGCUGGUGCGGUGGAGAAGGGUGAAGCUGGGUGGGAGGAGGGGUGGGUGAGUCCGGAGGAGAAUUUGUAUGUGAGGAAUGAAGGGGGUUACUACAGCACUCCGGUUGCCAAGGGAGAGAAACAACGAGAGGCGAGGGAGGCGUUUCGUGAUGGUGAGCGGAGAGAGAUGGUUGGGGAUGGUGAGCAGAGAGGGAAGGUUCGAGAUGGUGAGCGGAGGGUGGCGAUUCCAGAAGGGAUGCAUGGAACGCUGUGCCCUGAAGGGGGGCAAGGGGGACUGUUGUCUCCUGAUGGAGCCAGUGCCAGCUCCGACAGCCACAUUGACGCGUCCUCCCCACUGCCGCUCCCCGAAACCUACAUUCCUAACGCUGACUAUGCUGGCUAUGGCGGGUAUGGCGGGUAUGGUAGCUGCGGGAGUGACUCGUCCCCCACCAUGUUCCCCCCUCACGACCCCGCCAGUCACCCUAAUUCUGACCAGCGCCUGGAAGCUCGCCGACGUGACUCGCAGCAGCACUACCCGCUCUCCCACCGCCCACACGCUUCCCACCAGCAGCAGCAGGAGCCGCGGCCGCAGCAGCAAGGUCACCAAGGCCCCUCCCACCAGCAACAGCAACAGCAGCAGCAGCAGCAGCAGCAGCAGCACAACGCCCCGCAAGCAGCAGCCUAUCUGCUGCGCAAGACCCCCUCCGCUCUGAACCGGUUCUCCCUGCCGCGCAAGCCCGGGGAGGAGGGCGCGGAGGAGGAGAUUAUGCUUGCGCGGAUGAGCAGCAGAGGCAGCAGCCGCAGAGGUGAUGCCGAGGCAGGCUCGGGACUAGGCGAGGCUCGGCACCAAGCCAGAGCUGGUUGGUCGGCUAGGGGAGGGCAGCAGGGGUAUGAGCAGGAGCGGGGUGGGAAGGUGGAGGGGGAUGUAGUGAGUGAGGUGCCAUUUCACGAGAUCGUUGCAGGAGCAAGACUAAGCGGCGCUAUCCCCACUCCCGCCCCUAGCAGUGGCCCCCUUGCGCUUCCCCCAUCCGCCCAGUCCGCCCCCGCUGCUGACGUGGCUCCAUCCCUCGUCUCGUUCGUGCCUCUCCCCCUCGGCUCGUAUAGUGAGGGCGGGUUGGAGGGGGAGGAGGGUGCAGGCGUGGGGGAAGGGGGAGGGAAGGGGGGAAGAGGGGGAGCGGGGGAGAUGGAGAGGAAGUGGGAGGGGGAGAGGAUGCGGAAGGAAGGCGUUGGGGAGGAGAGGGCAGGAGAAGUGACGAAAGGGCUCGAUGGGAGGAGGGCGGGGCGAGCAGGAGGGGCCCUGGGUGGCUGGUCGAGGGGCAGGAGGAGAGGGAUGACGGAGAUUAAAGAGGUGGUGGAAGGGGGGGAGGCGGAGAGGGCGGGCGGGAAAGGAAAGGGGUGGGGAGAGGGGGCGGGAGGAGAGGGAGAGGGGUUGAGGUGGGCGAAGAGGGAGGAAGGGAGGGACUUGUCGAAGUUAGACAGGUGGGCCGCGGAGGGGAGGGGUGGGGGGCAGCAGGUGCUUGCGGACGAAGACGACCCGUGGAUGCAGCGGCUGGGGCUGCUUCAGGGAGGCAGUGAGGAUGAGGAGGAGGAGGAGGAGGAGGAGGAGGAAGGGUACAGGGAGAGGAGUGAGAGGCUGGAGGAGAGGCAGAGGCGGUAUGAGGAGGGGCUGAGGCGGGCGGAAGCAGAGCAGCGAAUGGUGGUUUUGCGGGGCAGAGAGGAGGGAGAGGUGGAUGUGAUGGGGGGAAUGGGUGGAGAGCGAGGGAACGAGCAGCAUGGUGCUGAUGCUGCGUCCCGUGCUGGUGGCGCCACUUAUGGUGUCGAUGGUUCUGGUGCUGAUGGUGUUGAUAACGCUGCUGCUGGUGGUGGUGGUGUUGGUGACUACAGCAGUGGGAUGGAUGGGGAACGCCAUGCCGAUCCGUCCAACGAUGUGAAUGACCGCAGUAGAGGCGUCUCGAAUGGUGCAAGUGCGUCAGAUGGUGGUGAUGCUGCUGCUGCUACAGCAGCCGUUCCCCUGCAUGUGUAUGCAUCAGAGCCAGCAGAUCUCGAGCCUCAUGCCAUGGGUGCCCCACCUGACCUGCUGCCACCCGCACAGAGAUCCAAGGGGCAACAUGCCUUGGGUUACCACCCGCACAGUGUUACGCAUCCCCACACACCAUUCCACCCAUCGAGCCCCACCACCGUUCUGCACAUCGCUCAAUCGCACUCUGCUCAUUCUCACACUGCCCACACCGCCCACACGCACACCUCUCACGCCCAUACUGCUCACGCACACACGCAUCCCCACUCGCAGCUGCUCUCACCUGCACACCCCGAGUCACACGCCCUGGUCCCCACCACCAGUCCCCCCGGUGAUCCCUUCGCGCCCCUGCCUGCUGCUCUGCGCGCGGGGCUGCUCAGAAGACUCAAAGAGGCCGACUCUGCUGGCCCCCUCAAAGAGGACGUUCUUUUCAUUGCCACUGCCGGCCCUGCCACCCCGGCUGCUGCUGCUGGUGCUGGUGCUGGUGCUGGUGCUGCUGGUGCUUCUACCAGCGCUGCUGGCAUUGGUGGCGCUGGUGCUGCGGAUGGGGCGGGUGGAGGUCCCCUUAUAAGCAGGUCCGUUAAGGGCAUUCUUUGCCGGACCAAGGCAGGUCUUCUCCCCCCGAGCCUGGUGGAGGCUGUGUGCAAGCCUGGCGCCCUGGGUCGGGCUGCCACAGCCUACCGCUACAGGGGAGGGGGCGACUUCCUGUUUCGCACCCUGGCCACGCUGCAGAUGGAGGGGGAGGAGAGGCAGGGGGAGGGGGAGGGGGAACGGAAGAGGGAGGGGGAGAGGCAUGGUGAAGGGGAGAGGGAGGUGGGUCUGGUUGGAGGUGAGGAGAAAGGGAUGUUGGUGGCGGGAGGAAAUAGUGGGGUAGAGAGCACUGGUGCUUCUGCUGCUGCUUCUGCUGCUGCUUCUGCUGCUGCUGCGGCAGCGGUGGCGGCUGGUGAUGCAGGCGCGGAUGGGGAUGGGGAGAAGGGAGAGAUGGGAGGGGCAGGUGGGAGAGAAGGGAAGAGAGAGAAGGGAGGGAAGGAAGAGAAGGGAGGGAGGGGGGAGAAGGGAGGCAGGGAGGCGGAGGGGGAGGAGGACGAAGCAUGUGACUAUGAAGAGGAGGCAAGGGCCGUUGCCCUCUCUCUCUUCGGCUUCCCCCACUCGCUCAACGACUUUGGAGGGCUUCUAGAGGGCGACGGGCAGGCAGACGGGUCUGGGCAGAGGGAAAAGAUUCAGGAGCUGCCCGGUCGAGGUGGCAGCAGGAGCGAGAGAGUGGUCCGGGGGGGAGCGGAACCUGGGGAGGGGGGCGAGAGGGCAGGUAGAGGGGAGGAGGAAGGGGGCGAGGGAGGAGAGAGGGGAGAGAGCGCGGUGCAGCAGAGCCUGCGGCAGCUAGAGCAGGCGCUAGCGGCGGGGAGGAUGCCUGUAGACGCUGCUGCGCUGCGCCAUGAGCUGUUGCUGCUCAUGGGGGGAGGCGCGGGGAGCAGGGGGGAUGUGUGGGGUGGCACGGGGCACAGGGGGGAGGUGGGGGGAAGCCGGGGGGAGAUGGUGGAAGGCAGGGGUGACAGAACAAUGGAAGGGGAGAGUGAGAGGGGAAGUGAAGGGGUGCAGGGUGAGGGAGGUGGAGAGAUUGAGGGGUAUGGAGAGGGAGGGGGGGUUGGAGAAGAGGAAGAGUAUGGAGGGGAGUUGAGGCGGGACGACAGCAGUGCGUCUGCCGCUGCUGCUGCUAGUGCCAGUGCUGCUGCUAGCACCGCAAUCGUUGUCCAAGGCAGAGGCGAGGGCCGAGAGGAGAACACGUGGGAGGGUGGUGUGAGCGAUGAGCAGCGGCAGGAAACAUUGGUGCUAGAGGCACGUGAGGAGAAGAUGCAGAGGGGAGCAGGCGAGGGGGAGAUGGUGGGGGCAGGGUGGGGAAGCACAGGCGUGAGAGAGGGAGGGGGGGAUCCUGAGGGGCUUGAGAAGGUGCAGAGUGCGGGGGGCAAUGGGGAGAUGUUGGAGGCAGGGUGGGGAAGCGAGGGAGGGAGAGAAGGAAUGAGUGCAGGCGUGAGUGAGGGGGCAAGCGAGGAGGAGGAAUGGAGUGAGGAGGACUUGCGAGCUCUGGAGAUGCUGCGAGUAGAGGCUACACUGCACCCCGUGGAAGCAGCGCAGGCAAUGCAAGAAGCAACUCUUUCUGCUGCUAGGCCGCAGGUGGAGAUGGCGGAGGCUGAUGGCCACGUGCCCGUGGCACUGCAGCUGUUCGACCUCGCAGACAAGUGUGACGCUCAGCCUGCCUCUGCGCUCAUCGCUGCACGCACGGCCUUCAUGCAACACCACGGCCUUCUGUCCGCGCAGCACGCACAUCAGCAUGUUGCUACCGCGGCACCCGCUCCUGUAUCUGAUGCGCCCACUGCUGCUGCCGCUACUGCCAAGUCCCAGCCCGCUACAGUGCUGCGCCCCUGCCGCUCCACCCACCACCUGGUUGCUGUGUAUGACCUCCAGGGGGGGCGGGUGAGUGGGGAGGAGUGUAGUGAGCUGGGAGGGGGGACUGGCGAGGUGAAAUCACUUCCGAGAGUUCUCAAAAGCGGCCUCAAGGGGGGGAGGGUGAGUGGGGAGGAGUGUAGUGAGCUGGGAGGGGGGACUGGCGAGGGGGGUAGUGGGGAGGUUUGCAGAGGAGCAGGAGUGAGGGAAGGUGAGAGGAUUAGUGGGGAGGAGCCGGGUGGAAUGGGAGGGUGGGAAGGCGAGAGGGACGUGGGAGGAAAUGUGAAUCCGGGAUGGGAAGCAGGAGGUGGUGAAAGGGCAGCAGGGGUGGGUGGGAGUGGGGAGGGAGAGGCAGAGGCAGCAGCAGAGGAAGGGGUGGUGAGGCUGGACGUUGUGGGAGGAGUGGAGGGAGCAUCAGGAGCAGUAGGAGGUGCGAGUGAGAGGGAUGCAGGAGGUGAGGCAGGGGCGAGUGUAGGGACUCCAUCCCCUGUGAGGGCAUGGAGUCGAGGGGCAAGGGAGCGGGAGAGGGAGAUCGCUGCAGGGAUUACUGCACAGGUCACCAAGAGCUCAUAUGAUGGUGCUGAUAACAUCCCCAGCACAGCAGCAUUUGGCAGCCCUUUCAAGGCAGCAGCAGCAGCAGGAGCCGCGUCAGGCUCUCCCGCCCGGCCCCCCUCCUCUGCUCUGUCCCCCAUAAAGCCGUCCUCGAUAAACGCAGCGGCAGGGGCGUCGGCAGCAGCAGCAUCAGGUGGAGUGGGGUACGGGCCGUCAGCGGCAUCAGGUGGAGUGGGGUACGGGCCGUCAGCGGCAUCAGGUGGAGUGGGGUACGGGCCGUCUCCCUCUGCCUCGCCCUCGCCUGCUCGUGCUGCCCGCACGGCCCUCUUCUUUGAAACCGUCAAGAGGGCUGCAGGGGUCACCGCGGACGCAGCGGCGGCGGAGGGGAGUGGCGCCGGCAGGGAUAGGUUGGCGUUGAGGGAGGGGGUGAGUGCAGGGCGAGGCGGAGUGGGGGGAGAGGGUGGCCUGUCAGGUGUGGGAAGGAGUGGGGGAGGGGUGGGGAGCAGCAGCUCUGGGGUGGCAGGUGGGAGUUCAGGUGUAGGAGGUGCGAGUUCCGGUAUUGGGGGUGGCAGUCCCAGUGUGCUGGAGAAGCUGAGGCGAGCCAAGGCUCAGCUGAUGCAGCUGCAGCAGAACUACCUGAGGGACCCGCCACCGCACUCCACCGCCUCGCACUCCUCGCCUUCGGGUGCUACCACGGGGAAUUCACCCUCGCUGCAGCUUCAGGCAGAUGUGAACCGCACCCCCAGCAGCAGCGCUCAGAGCAUGCGCUCCGAACCUGACCCGCUGCUUCUGGGCCCCACCCCUGCCCGAACCGACGUGGCUCGGUAUGAGAAGGCUCGGAAGGGCCUGCCGAGCCUGGAUGAGGAGACGCCGAUUGGUGGGUGGAGUUCGGACGAGGGUGCGGGGGGAAGGAAUGGAGGAGACAGAGCAGGUGACAGAGCACGGGAGGGGAACGCAGCGGGAGCAGAAGAAGGGGGAGAGGCAAGCGGAAAAGAGGGGACGAAAGAACAUAUUGGAGGGGAGGAGGCAGGGGGGGGAGGAGGUUUGAGCAUACGAGCUGUGUCCCCUGUGAGAGGGGGAUGGAGCAGAGGGUCGGGAGGCAUUGGGAGGGCAGGAGGGUCACUUGGGGAAGGAGCAGCAGAGAGUGGUGUGAGGUCAGACAAUGGGGGUGUGGGAGAAGGAGGGGGAGACGGAGGAGUGGCAGGAUCAGAAGGGAGGGGAGGAAGGGGAGGAGCAGGUGAAGGAAAGGAAGGAGGGGAUGGGGCGAUGGAUGCGGCAAGUACUUAUCCAAUGGCGUGGAAAUCAGGGAUGCUUGGCCCCAUGAUCGUCAAGGUGCUCCUAUUGCCGGCGCUCGUGCUUUAUGUUUUUGCCAUUGCAAGGUUACGAACGGGGUCGUCGACGGGAGUCCCGACUCCUCUGUGCGUCACACAGCCGACUGACCCGCCGUGUGCCGUGUGCCACAAGGCCCUCGCGGAACCGCCGGAGCGAAAUCCAAACUACAGAUGCAACCCGUCACUUAUGAUCCGAUAUCGGUUCCGACCUUAUACAGCGGAUGGAGGUGUGACUGUACGCAGUGACCACGCAGACGAGGGUUGUGAUUCCAACGGGGUAGCUCAGCCGAGUUCCAGAGAGGCGGCUAAUGGCUCUGGUGGUGUUUCAACACUCCUGACUGAAUCAGUCAAUUGGACGGAUUCUGUCAAGCUGACGGAUUCUUUCAGCCUGGAUCUGGCUCCUGGCGAGGAGUGGCGGCACAUUCAGAUUGACGCGGGCAAGUGCUUUCGGGAGCAGGUGCUACGGUGGUUCGUGCGCUGCAAGAUACCCACCAUUGAUGCGCUGAUUCUCACGCACGAGCAUGCGGACGCCAUACUGGGCCUGGAUGACGUCAGAGGGCUGCAGCGCAUUCCCCGCCACCCAGCAGACCACGUGGAGCCGCUCUCUGUCUUCCUCUCCCACCGCUGCAUGGCCAGCGUUCGAGACAAAUUCCCCUACCUCACUCUCACACCCCCUCGCCCUGCUCCCUCGAUCGCACCUCCCUCCGCUGCCCCUCCUGCUGCUUCUGCUGCCACUGCUGCCGCUGCUGGCCCUGCUCCUGCCACUGGUAACCAGCCAUGUGGGGUGAGCCAGGAUAGUUCACCUGAGCUAAGGGCAGCAGAUGCAGGGGUGAUGACGGAGGGAGGAGAGGGCGGCGUGAAAAAAAUAUCUCGGCGGGUGUCUCGAAUUGACUGGCAGAUCAUUCAACAGAGCGUUGCUGCUCCCUUCAAUGCGGCUGGUCUCACAGUCACUCCCCUUCCUGUGCAGCACGGAGAGGACUACAUAGCAUUGGGGUUUGAGUUCGGAAGCCAUGAGCGAGUGGUGUACAUGUCAGAUGUCUCAAGGAUCCCACAUGCCACUCUCGCCUGUACGUAUGCAAGGAGGCUCUUUUCUUCUAAUACUGCUGCGCUAUAA
Closterium sp. Yama58-4 is the source of this 7881-nucleotide messenger RNA. The record is from the annotation of a GenBank genome assembly. NCBI's taxonomy places the organism in Eukaryota, Viridiplantae, Streptophyta, Zygnematophyceae, Desmidiales, Closteriaceae.